GCGCUGAGGAAGCAAAGUAGACACACAACAAUGGGGAUAACUUCGACUCAGGAGAUUGAGUAUGAUCAAACGAAAGCUGAGUACAACAGUGGAGGAGAUUCAUGGAGCUCAUCAACGAACUGGACGAUCUCUCGUGGCUCUCUUGAAGAUUCCAUUACUUUUGAGUCCUCCGAUUCUCCGAUCGAUACUAAAUCUACUCAGUUAUCACCUCUUAUUCUCCACCGACCUUCGCCGGAUUCCGCCCCUUGCGAAAUCAAGUUAUGCUUUAUGCAAAAGCAUGAAAUCAGGCAGGUCUAUGUUCGGAGUACUGCUCGUGUUUAUGAGAUAUACUAUGCACCUACUCUGCAGAGCGACAAUGAGUAUCUAUGUACCGUCCGCUGUAGCAUAGCUGAGCGAGAUGGAGAAUUUCUCCAAGCUAAUGAAAUUAAAGUAGUUACCCCGCAAUAUUUGGAGGAUUAUGUAGGAAAACCAACAGAAGGUAGAGUUACAGCUGAAGCCAAUUGCACAAGGGAAGAUGAUUGGGUCGAGGUUAAGGUUCCUGACGGGAACGGGGUAAGCUGCCUGCAAAAGCACACAACAGGGAAUGAACAAAGAAGUAUUGAGGAUUUAUACGAGGCCACAGCAGAAAUUAGUGAUGCAGAUCCCUGCAUGUCGCUUACAAUUCGCUUUUUAUCACUUCCAAAUAAAGAUUCUCUAUGCAUCGACGAAGUUUACAUAUUUGGUGACCCUAUUGACUCUAAUGAGGUAGAGACCCCAGCAGCUCCUAUGGAAAACCAAGCUAGUUCUUUUAUGGCCAUGCUUGUUCCCACCCUUCUGCAACUAUCUAAAUCAGGCGUCAGUCAGAAGCAGCAGGAGAAAGAUGUUUCUGAUAGUCAAAGAAAGGAAAAUGAAGUGGGAAUCGCAGUGAGGACAUCUGAUUUUGCUGAUGCCAGUAAAGAAAAUGAACAGGAAAAGAGGAUGAGUGCUGAUCAUAUAGUGCAGUUGGAUGUCACUGACAAGCCUGUAGCAAAACCCACUCAUUCCCAUCCUCUGAUACACCAGGAAUUAAGCAGAGAGAACCACAAUACCUCCACCAUGAGUAAUGAUGCUUCACAAGGUCGUAUUGUAGGAGCCAUUGAACAACUUCUUGACCGAGUGAGCAGAAUUGAAAAUAUUUGCUUGAGAUUUGAAGAAAAGAUGGUUUGUCCAAUGAAUAGCAUGGAGAUGAGACUUCAACGACUGGAGCAGCAAGUAGAAACUCUAGCUAAAAAUUCCCAAGUUUCUGGAGUAGCGUCCUGCAAUAGAAUAACAGCUCCUUCAUUUACUGGCAGUGAGUCCAAUUCUAGCUCUUUGUAUAAUGAUGGAAGUGAAUAUCGGUCUUGUGGGGCAUUGGAGCUGGAGAAAAAGGAUCCCCCUUGCAAUAAGUUGUCCGAACCUUCUGAUGACAUGCCUGUUUCUUCUAAUCCUUCACAUGUUCUUCCAAAUCUUGUGAUUUCUGCCCCUGAGUUUUCAUGUGGAGAGGAUGAAGAAGAAAAUGAUAUUGUUGAAUCAGUAAAAGUUUCUUCUCAAGAGAAGCAAAAGCAAGUUUUAUCUAUUGAUGAUGCUUUAGCUGCAGCACUUUCUGGAUUUCUGUCCACGUCCCACGUUCUUCCACCAGAUGAAGGGACCUUGGAAGUUGUUGCUUCUGGAUCUAUUAGUGAGGGAGUGAAUGAGAAGAAUGAGUUUUCAGAAUCUACCCAAAGUGCUUCAGUUAUCGCUCACAACUGUACUUUGGAGGGAAAAGACAAUGACAAACCUUCAAAGUAUACUCAAAUUCUUGCAAUUGCAGCUCCUGACUUUACCGAGGAGGAGUACGAAUUUGAGAAUGCAAAUUUCAUCAUAGCUUCUUCUGCACCAGCUCCUGAACUUGCCAGUGAAGGAAAUACAAAUACUGAAAUAGCUUCUCCAAGCACUGGAAUUCAGGACUUUGUUGAUCUUAACAGAAGCAAGAGCAUGGAUAACGCAAGUUCACCUGUUGGUUCUGAGACAUAUGCAGAGCAAGAGAAAUUUCUCCAUGAGAAUGUGCAGCUUAAGGAAACUUCUGGAGUAAUUGGUUCGAAAGAUCAUCCUUAUGCACAAGAAAGUAUCUGCAGAUCACAGGAUAAUCCCACUGCUUGUCCUUCAGGUCAAGAUGAUAAGGUUUCAGAGACUAAUGCAAGAGAUUCUACCAAUGAGCCACAGAUGAAUUCUCAUAAUCUAGGAAAUGCUGCUGAAUCUGAAGAACGUAAUCCUUCAAAAGGUUCUCACUUGGACGUUAUGCAAAAUGUUUGUGAAUAUCUAAGACCUUCUGCUCUAGAUUUCGACAUUCCUAUCUUAGAUGUGAAGUUCACAGCCAAUGAAGACGGUGAUUCCAAGUUCUCACUAGAAGUUCUUUUAGGUGACACGACAGAUGUUAAUGUUGAUAAAAGCACUGAUAAUGCUGUCACUAGUGAGGGAACGACUUCCACUGAUAUGGAUGAUGAAGAAUCACUGAAGUGUUUUGCAGGCGAUAGCAACACUUUGGUGGAUUUUGAAUUUUAUGCUGCAGCUACAUUCACUAAUUCAGAUGGACACAGUAAUCCGAGUAUAUCCAGCAACCACGAGGUAGUCAUCGGUCUCAUCUGAGACCUACUUUUCGAAACGUGUAUAGUUGUACUGGCAAUGACUGUCAAUUACCAGGAGAUCCAUAUCCAUAUGAGUGGCCAGAGUUGGUAGGAAUGGAGAUCAUGCAUGCCAAAUACAUAAUAGAACACACGAAUCUGCGUGUUACAUGUGUCGUGUUAAACUCACAAUGUGUAAAAAUAUCUAACACAUGUUGUAAUCGUGUUUGGCUUUGUCCUGAUGAACAUGGUUUUGUUAAAUAUCUUCCAAAAGUUGGUUGAUAAAAUCAUAUCAUAUAUCGAAGUUGUAAUUCUCGACUUUUAUAAUACUUAAGUCCUUGUUAUUAUGUA
Molecule: messenger RNA, 2948 nt
Organism: Solanum verrucosum
Lineage: Eukaryota; Viridiplantae; Streptophyta; Magnoliopsida; Solanales; Solanaceae
Exons: 4
Coding region: 31-2622 (863 amino acids)
Source: RefSeq, a predicted model, not a curated record